This is a messenger RNA of Pieris rapae (cabbage white), 3882 nucleotides long. RefSeq lists its product as uncharacterized. The record is from RefSeq and is a predicted model, not a curated record. Gene Ontology annotation, biological process: protein folding in endoplasmic reticulum. The transcript is spliced from 4 exons. The coding region runs from base 277 to 3627 and encodes 1116 amino acids. Gene Ontology annotation, cellular component: membrane; cytoplasm. Lineage: Eukaryota; Metazoa; Arthropoda; Insecta; Lepidoptera; Pieridae.
UCCUAACAGCUGUCAUGUCAAAUUCAUUCGUGAAAAAAAUGUUGGAUCGCGAUUUUUGUUCUUCUCUUCAAUUUUACCAUUUUUAUAAUUCGGACUCAUUUUGAAUGUUUUAAGUUACCGUGUAUGACAAAGCAUAAAGAUAAGUGAUUUAAGUCGAUAUAAUAAUGUGUUUGUGCUGUGAAUAGUGUCCGUUUAAAUUAAUUUUAUAGUCGCUAUGUGUUCAAUGUAAAACUUACACAAAAUGAACUGGAAUGAGAAUAUUUUAGUUAUACUACGAUGAAGGGUGGGCUAUGCAUAAUUUACACGUCGUUAUUGACAAUUUCGGUGCUUUCUAGUUGUGCUCUAUUCCUAUUGGUAGUUUCCGAAGCCCUUCAAAUUGAAAACGUAGACCAAAAGGUUGAUUUAUCAGGACUCCAUAAUGUUAGUAAAAAAAACCAUGUUAUUGCAUCAUCUCAACCUGACCCUCCUGAGUCUUCUGACACCACACAGAACUUUCAUGAGCCAGAAAAUCAAGAGACAGGAGAAGAUGACAAAAAGAUGAUUUUUCCUGACACUGUGUCAGUGAACUCGGUGACAACUGAUGGGUUACCUGACACGGGACAGCCGCCAAUACUGAUCUCUCUAACAGACAACACAAAACUGGAUUUAAAAACUGCAGAUGAGCUGUUAUUUACCAAUGAUUCUGAACAGCACAAUCAGACUCAAAUGUUCCCCAUUGUAGACAACGAAACGCUUGAAGGUGAGAAGACAUCAGAAACAAUGGAAAAAGAAUCAACGGAACCUCGACUCAUUGUAAAAGCUAAAUCAAUGCAUGAAACGCGACAAAUAGAUGAAAGUAUUCAGAGUACCACUACCAUCCCCGAAGCAGAGACUACCGCCGAAUCUCAAUUAGAAACUGAAUUAGAACAAGACAUUCCAAUAAACCCGCAAACACCGCAGGAAGAUAUUCCAUCGUUUUCAGAGUGGGCACAAAAGCAAUUGGCAGAAGCAGAAAAAAAAGAUACAGUACUAAACCACUCCAGUCAACCUAGUCAUAGCAAUACUAAUUUUAGCAGUAAGAGCACUAAGUUGCGGUCAAAAAAUUACGCAUCACCGGCGUGUGGCGCAAAAAUUAUCGCGGUAAAUCCGGAAGCGGGAUCGGCGAGUUCGAUUUUAUCUCCAAACAGAGAUGAGUAUAUGCUCAAUACGUGUAACAGCCGCAUAUGGUUCGUAGUAGAGCUUUGCGAGGCUGUUCAAGCUCAAAAAAUAGAAAUAGCCAAUUUUGAAUUAUUUUCCUCAACUCCCAAAGACAUCGCUGUGUAUUUCAGCGAUCGUUUCCCUACAAGGGAAUGGGCAAGUGUCGGACAAUUCACCGCUCAAGACAUGAGAGAUGUUCAAAGUUUUGACUUGUAUCCACAUCUAUUUGGCAAGUUUAUUAAAGUUGAAAUGCUGUCUCACCACGGAUCUGAACAUUACUGUCCAAUAUCGUUGUUCAAGGUUUAUGGUACUUCUGAAUUUGAGGUGCUUGAAAAAGAAAGCUCUCAACAUUCAGCACUUAUUGAUGAAGAUGAAGACGAUGAAAUAAUUGAUGUUCCAGAUAUACCUGCAACUGAAACGGAGCCAUCCAAAAAUUUAUUCGGCUCCGCAAGAGAUGCAGUAAUGUCGAUCGUUAAGAAAGCUGCUCAAGCAUUCAAAACAGAAGUUCCUAAAAAUGUGUCCAGUGAACAAAACGAUACAUUAUCAGACAAAGUGUACAAACGGUGUUGCUCUCCAAGCCAUAUUAUAGUGUGUGAUAACUGUAGUGACAUUCUUUACAGUGAAGUGUAUGAACUUCUUAGUUGUAGCUCGGACAAAUUAACAAAUUUAGUGCGAACUGUUUACCUUAGAGAUACUUUAAAGUGUACCGGCAUAUGUCAAAGGUUCGGCUUAGAUUUUAAAAGUACAAAGACUAUAGAAUUUAGUGAAGAGCGUGUGGCAUACAUGAACGCUUUAUUUCCGCCUAGAUAUUUGGCUGCGUUGUGUAACAUUCUCGCUGUUAAAGAAAAGAAGGUCGUUCUGAAUACGAGUUUUGAGUCUGAAUUAAAUGUUACCACAAAUAUAACCGCCGACGAAUCGCCUCAAAAUCAUAGUGAAACCAACAGCGAACAAGAUGUCAAAUUAAUUGCAGUAAGCACAGACAGCGACCGAGAUGGUGAAAAAACUUUGACCUUAGAAGAUAAACCUACAGUACCUGAAGAUAAGAAUGAUAGUACUCCUAUAGACAUAAAAGAAGAUAAAAAAGACGAUAAUAAAGAGGACUCUAAUGUAGUUGUCGAAGACACGGUAGUGCUUGUUUCCCAAGAAGAUAUAUUACCUGAUAGCAAAGUUGAAACGGCUGAAGCAGAGAAACAGGAUAUACUGAAAACAGAUACGAAAUACGGUAAACCUGAAAUAUUAAUAGAAAAAACCAAAGAUUCAACAAAUAAUGCUGAGGAUAUAGGUGAACCCGUUUCUAUUGAUGGUGACAGCUUUAUAUCCGAUUUUGAACAGAUGGCUGUAGAUCCUCAACCAGGCAGCCAGAUAACUGUUAAUCAAAACCAAGCACAAUCGACGAUACAGAAGGAAUCUGUGUUUCUACGCCUGUCAAAUAGGGUUAAGACGCUCGAGCGGAAUAUGUCUCUCUCUGGGCAGUAUCUAGAAGAGUUGAGUAGGCGAUAUAAGAAACAGGUUGAAGAAAUGCAGAAAUCUUUCGAGAAAACAUUGGUACAGAUGACAGAAGAAAGAAAGAAAAGCAACGAACGGGAACAAAAGUACAUAGAGCAAAUGAGUAACUUGCAAGAUCAACUUGCUAAAAUGGCCAUUAAUAUGGAACUACUUAUGGAAGAUCGAAAUAGCUGGUUCGGAAACGUAACCUUCUUUAAAUUCAUAGUUUUCCAAGUUUUAAUAAUUAUAGGAAUCAUUUAUUAUCUGUUGCAAAAACAAAAGCCAGAACCAGUGAUAUUGCAUGUGCCGAAAAAGAUAAAGAAAAGACAGGAGAAAUUAAGAAGGAGAUCUGUGGAAGGUGUGAGUGGGCAUGCAACUCCUGCUGCGAAGAAAAGGCGACCAAGUGAGGAGGCAUUCCAAAUUGCAAGACAGUCUACCGAAGAUGUGGAAAUAGAACAUAAUAAAGGAGAAUGGCAAGUAGCCAAGAAGAACAGGCGACGAAAACCAUCCGUGUAUCAACAACACAUAGAAUUAAAUACAAACAUUAACACAAAUGAAGAUGAAAUCAGAAAGCUAGACGAGAAUCCAAUAGCGUUAGACGCAAACGAAUAUUUCGCGCCAAUACCAGAACCAGUAGAAUUUAUUGAUGUAAAUAAAAAAGAGUUACCAAAAACCAACGGGUCUUUCUUCAACAACUUGAAGAAUAAGACUCUGAAAACGAGGCGUCUCUCGUCUCCCGCUUUCCUAAGAACUUUGAACAGACAAAGUCUUCGAAGUACUCCUAGUCCUAUUAUGAGGACUAUUGAGCCUAUUUUUAAUGGAAAAAUAGGUAAAAAGGCUGCUUCUGAGUCGCCUACUGGUAGUCUGUGGUCUGAAUCCACAGAUAUUUCACAAAACGGACCGCAGUAUAGUGAAAACGGUAAAAAGAAGAAAAGUUUGAAAAAUAUUCUUAAAAAAGUGUUUUAAGACUUAUAUAAUCAUGUUUCUAUGCAAUUUGGCUAUUGUAAUUUAUUUAUAUGUGAAUGUAAUUAUUGUUAAAUUAUUGUAUAUUAUUUGUAUGAAUGUUAGAGCUGUGUAGGUGCCAAUUGUGAUAAAUUUGGGAGCCUAAUGAUAGUUGUUGAAUUGUUUUGUAAUGCCGCUUGGGACAAUAAAGUAAAUUGAUCAUGGACACUAGUCGAGUGGGCGAAUACAAAGAAAUGGCAUUAAAUGCGUUUUAUUUUA